Messenger RNA from Scheffersomyces coipomensis, 1667 nucleotides. RefSeq lists its product as uncharacterized. The coding region runs from base 442 to 1569 and encodes 375 amino acids. The record is from RefSeq and is a predicted model, not a curated record. Lineage: Eukaryota; Fungi; Ascomycota; Pichiomycetes; Serinales; Debaryomycetaceae. The transcript has a single exon.
AUUUUUAUCCUUCCUGGAUUAGCUGAACCCAAUAUUUCAUCUGGUGGGAUAGUUGUUCCUGAUCUUAAUAUAACAUCUUCAAAGUCAGUUGCAUCUUUAUCAAGCAGUAUUUCCAAUCCAUUACCAGUAUCAUUUAUAGAGUGAAACGGAGAGUUUGAAAUAGCUCUUUUAUUAAAUAAUCUUUGAGUAUGGAUUUCACCACUUGAGUACAGAUAGACAUUCUUACUAUAAGUCGACAGUCGUCUUACAUCGUUCCCUUUCGUAACCAUGUCUUUUAUAAUUGAUAUAUGGAAUGUGAUCUGAGAUGGCUUGGAAAAAAAAUGAACCAGAUAUUUGAUACUUUUUUUUUGUUUUUGUAAACGCGAUUGUUUAUUUACAAAUAUUAAAAAUUAUGCUUUCCAGUUAAUUACAAGUCAUCUAAUCAAACUAUAUGACAAAGAGAUGGUUGAUUUCAACUUAAUCGCAGAACAUUAUGAGGGAAGGGAAGAAUUAGAAAGGAUACUAGUGGAAGACCAAGAAAGAAAGAGUCUUAUCAAGUUGGCGGUUUUGCAGAUUGUUUUAAAAGCUGAUAAACAUAAAAAUGUUGAUACUGAUAGUUUGAAAGGAAAGGUUGAUGAUUAUGAACUUACGAUGAAUAAAUUAAAACAGGACCAUUCGACUAAAUUGAUUGGAAUGGAAGCCAGAUUAUCGUUAUUAGUAUUGGAAAAUUUAAGUUUAAAGAAGAAAUUAGAGAAACAAGCAAAGGAUACUGCUAAACGUGAUGUCAUUAGUAACACUGAUCGUUCAAUAGGUAGGUCAGAGAAUUAUUUAUUACCCACAUUCAACUCAAUUAAUAGAUCAACAAUCUCUGAUGGUAAGAUUUUGACUCCAAUCUCUAAGAAGAGACCACCAAAAAGGAAAUAUAUUACAUCAAAUGUCAUGCAUCUAAUGAAGAGUCCUUUAACACGGAUACAUACUCGAGAAAAAGUUACACCAAGUAUACUCCAAAACUCUGACUCAAGCAACGGUUCAAGAAUAGUUUUGUCGACAGCAUCUAACCCACAACUGAAUGAUAGUGCACCUUCGGCAAAGGCUUUUGUAAAAGACUUUGAUAUUUCAUCACCAUCACCAUCUCCAUCGGACCCCGACUCACCCAAUGCAACUCCUUCAAAGGCAUCAAUAAACAAGCUGCAAGUUUCGGAAACCAGUAAAACAGAUAUCACACAAUCACAAGAUUCACAGGACAGUCAAAUCAGGCUUGUAGCAGACGAUACUUUUACGAGUGCCAAUUCUUCUGGAGCUAGUAACCAAUCAACAUUUUCAGGAGACGAAUCUAAAAAGAAGAAGAGAAAGAAGCUUCAAUUAUGGAAGUCAGAAAGAACUAAACAGCUGAUUCCUAUAGAGAAAAGAUCCCAUAGUUUAGGAUUAGAGGAUGAAAAUGUGAAUUCACUUAAUUUCUACGAUGAUGAGAACUUUUUAAACGAUGAUAGUCCGGUAAAGUUUGGCAACAAGAAAAGACCAGCUGAGCAGUUACCUGAAGAAGAAAUGGGCCAUAAAAAGCAAAAGAAGAACAUUUUUAAGAUAGAUUAAAACUGUAUAAUUAGACAAUUUUAAAAAUCAAAUAUAAAUUCAAAUCACGUGACUAUAUUGUGACCUGCAUAUAAUAUUCGAAAUAAAAUUGUAAUCGA